AUGUUUAUGGACAUUUUAAAAUUAACUUUCCCGCCAAAAAAGCUGUCGAUAAGAGUCAGAGAAAAGCCAGAGAAUUCCGAAAAUGCCAAGAUGUCAGCUUCCAUGAAAACAAUCUCUGCUUGUGUUUGCCGGAAUGUUAAGAGACAUUUGCUGAAGAAUUUCAGUUCACCACAGUAUAUACCUGCAUGUACAGUGGUUAGAGCCAGUGGUAUAAAGAGACCAGGAAAGGGACCAGUAGUAAAUAAACCAGAUUUUAUAAGACCUGCUCAUGGUAGAAAGGUGAAAAGAUUAGAUGGGCAGUUUGUACAUAGAGGAGAUGUGUUAGUUACACAAAAUGGAUUAAAUUACUAUCCUGGUGAAAAUGUUGAGAUUGAGAGAACCAACAGACUAGUAGCAAUGUGUGAUGGAACAGUGAUGAUAACUACAGAGACACUCAAUCCCUAUCAAGACAGUCCACUUUAUGCACCUGUUUCUCAAGGAACGGAAAUCAAGAGAAAAUUUUUCCAUGUUUAUCCUAUUCCUUUACAUGGAAAGUUUAGAUUAGUGAAUGAAGUUUAGAAUUUUAAUACACUGUUUAUUGACAUU
This is a messenger RNA of Mytilus californianus (California mussel), 585 nucleotides long. RefSeq lists its product as uncharacterized. Bases 1 to 558 code for a protein of 185 amino acids. Gene Ontology annotation, cellular component: ribosome; mitochondrial large ribosomal subunit. The transcript has 3 exons. NCBI's taxonomy places the organism in Eukaryota, Metazoa, Mollusca, Bivalvia, Mytilida, Mytilidae. Gene Ontology annotation, biological process: translation. The record is from RefSeq and is a predicted model, not a curated record. Gene Ontology annotation, molecular function: structural constituent of ribosome.